AUGAUGAUGAUUCCGAUGACGAUGAUGAUGAUGAUGAUGAUGAUGAUGAUGAUGAUGAUGAUGAUGAUGAUGAUCGAGGAGGAGGAGGAGGAGGAGGAGGAGGAGGAGGAGGAGGAUGAUGAUGAUGAUGAUGAUUUGAAUGAUGAUGAUGAUGAUGAUGAUGAUGAUGAUGAUGAUGAUGAUGAUGAUGAUUAUGAUGAUGAUGAUGAUGAUGAUGAUGAUGAUGAUGAUGAUGAUGAUGAUGAUGAUGAUGACGUUGAUGAUGAUGAUGAUGAUGAUGAUGAUGAUGAUUCGGAUGAUGAUGAUGAUGAUGAUGAUGAUGAUGAUGAUGAUGAUGAUGAUGAUGAUGAUGAUGAUGAUGAUGAUGAUGAUUAUGAUGAUGAUGAUGAUGAUGAUGAUGAUGAUGAUGAUGAUGAUGAUGAUGAUGAUUCGCAUGAUGAUGAUGAUGAUGAUGAUGAUGAUGAUGAUGAUGUUGGAUGA
Echinostoma caproni is the source of this 480-nucleotide messenger RNA. Lineage: Eukaryota; Metazoa; Platyhelminthes; Trematoda; Plagiorchiida; Echinostomatidae. The record is from the annotation of a GenBank genome assembly.